This is a messenger RNA of Aspergillus brunneoviolaceus CBS 621.78, 240 nucleotides long. RefSeq names its product double-stranded RNA binding motif domain-containing protein. The transcript is spliced from 2 exons. The annotation marks the transcript as partial. Lineage: Eukaryota; Fungi; Ascomycota; Eurotiomycetes; Eurotiales; Aspergillaceae. The record is from RefSeq and is a predicted model, not a curated record.
UGCAAAGAGAGCGGUGUCCCUGGCCCGAAUUUCGUGAUUGUCUCCGAUCGUCGAGGAGGUCGCACGGCCUGGUCCAGCUCGGUCACCGUCAAAGGCAUGUUAUUCAAGGCUCGGUUUUGGUACGAUGGCAAGAACCUCGACAAUGCCCGGGAAGACGCCGCCGAAUUGGCCGUGAACUACUUCCAGGGGGGGAAUCAAAUUUCCAGGCCGGGAGGGUACCCUCGGGGGCCCGGUCGUUAG